This is a messenger RNA of Mercurialis annua (annual mercury), 1169 nucleotides long. RefSeq lists its product as uncharacterized. The transcript is spliced from 3 exons. The record is from RefSeq and is a predicted model, not a curated record. The coding region runs from base 10 to 918 and encodes 302 amino acids. NCBI's taxonomy places the organism in Eukaryota, Viridiplantae, Streptophyta, Magnoliopsida, Malpighiales, Euphorbiaceae.
UAUUGUAGUAUGCCUGGAUAUAGGAGAGCACGAGUUUAUGCAAUGUCUGAUGAGGAGGAAGCGCCUCCUGCUCAACAAGUUAGGCUAGGCAAUGGUGGGCCACCUGAAGUCCAUCAAAAUGGGUUCUUAGCUAAUGGCGAAGGAUCGCCAGAAAUCCAUCGGAAUGGGGUUAUGAAUAAUGGAAAUGGAAGAGUUGAAGCUCGGGUUAGAUCAGUAACACCCGAAGAGUUACCUGUAGAGGAGGAGAAAGAGCCUAGCGAGGAAAGUGAACAAGAAGAGGAUCCAUCGGAAGAUCCUUCUGAAGACUCUGACGUUGAGGUAUUUAGGAGCGGGCAGUUUUGGUCCGAGACUCAUAGGUACCGUGAUCAUAGGGAAGUAGCGGUUUUAUGGGCGAAUCAGGCGGAGGCAAGUCUGAAUAGCCUCAGAGCGAUGUUGAACACCUAUUCUAGGGGUGUGCUCUCUAUAGAAACUUACACUAAUGAGUUUCUUCGCAUGAUGCAAGCGGUUCCGCAAACUGGUAGGGAUAAUGAGGAAGUGAACCGUCGCUAUGUUAGAGGCUUGGGACCGGACUUUGCUGAGUUGUUUGAUUUCACAGAUGAACAUAUGGGAUCAUUAGCUAGUAGGGCCGCGGAGAUAGUAAGUGAUCGUGAAUGGAAUGACAAUCCUGUCCAGCCUUUUUAUUUCCCUCGUGAGAGGCCAGUGUCUCCGGUCCAUAGAGAUGAAGCUUCCGGAUCGGUAGCUAGGGGAGUUAACGCUCCAAGGCGAGCUAGAGGACCUAGGAUGAGGGUAGCGCGUCGAGGACGUAGGGCACCUGGUCAAGCCGCACCAGAUUCUACGCUUUAUCGGAUUGGAGAAUUAGAGGAAUUGGAGUUAAGCAACGGGCUAUAUUAUAUUUUGCAUUUGGAAAAUUUGGAUUAAGCGAUCGAGGCGUUCAGUAGAUAGCGAUCAGGUCGAGCCUCCACUCCUUGUUUCGGAAGGCUCCUUACUUUUUGCGUGUACAGCUUCUGACUCUCUAGCGCUGCAGUAGUUCAGGCGUAUACUUUUGUCGAGGUCCUAUUAGCGGUUUAUUGUAUUUUGGUUUAGUAACCGCUCAUGUCUAUAUCUUUUUGUUAGGCCUCGUUUUCUGAUUAACAAACAAACAUCAGAGGUAGCUUUAGUUUAAACGCUUA